AUGGCGCCUUCAGGACCCUGCCUGCGCACGCGCGUGAGCCGGGCGCCAUGCACUUCCUGCCCCCUGCCGCACGCGAAACGACUACGACCGUGCGCCGCGAGGGCUCGAUGGAGGUGCAGAGCCGGUCCGGGCGGUUCCCGCGACGACCCAUUCGACGUACUAGGCAUCGCGCGUGGCAGCACUCCGGAGGAGAUUCGGGCGGCGUACCGCGUCCUGAUGAAAGAGCUUCAUCCGGACCUCAACCCCGACCGGGACACCACGGAGAUGGCGGCGCGCGUCAACGACGCGUACGAGGUCCUCAGGAGCGGCUCGUACGACGAGGACGUGCCGGUGGAGACGAACGCUGCGACUGCGGACGGCGACGACGUGUUCGGGCGCCCCGGCCCGCGCGACGGCCCGGCGGACCAGAUCUUCGUGGAUCCGUUCUCGUGCAACAUCGACCCGCUCGAGUGGCGCUUCCUCCAGCAGAUUGCGCGCGACGCCGAGGCCGACCCUGAGUCGGCGCUCACUGCAGCGGGGGUGUCGUUCGGGCCGGGCGCGAUCCAGUACCUCACGGCGCCGCAGCUCGCCGCCCUCGUGGACGAACUCGAGGCCCGACUCGCCCGGCACGGCUUCAUCGAGUACCCCGUCGGCGGCCGCACGGUGCGCGUGCGGCGCGAGGCGGUCGAGGAGCUCAACGCGCGCCUCCUGGCCGCCGGGCAGGACGCGUGGGGCAGCUGGUCAGGCACGUGGAUGACGUCGGCGCAGCGCGACCAGUGGGCGCGGGACCAGCACGAGCGUUGGGGGCGGUGGCACGACAGCAGCUGGCGGUCCGGGACCUGGGCGGCGCGGGCGGAGCGCGAGGCCGGCGAGCUCGGUGCGGAAGUGCCGCCCCGGCGGCGGGCGUCGGAGCUCGACGCCUUUGAGGCGGAGGCGCGCGCGGUUUGGGAGGGGCGCGGGCCGGGGCGCGGGCCGGGGCGGGCGGCGCCGCGAUGA
Messenger RNA from Pedinophyceae sp. YPF-701, 975 nucleotides. NCBI's taxonomy places the organism in Eukaryota, Viridiplantae, Chlorophyta, Pedinophyceae. The record is from the annotation of a GenBank genome assembly.